Messenger RNA from Quercus robur (English oak), 2118 nucleotides. RefSeq names its product glucose-6-phosphate/phosphate translocator 1, chloroplastic-like. The record is from RefSeq and is a predicted model, not a curated record. NCBI's taxonomy places the organism in Eukaryota, Viridiplantae, Streptophyta, Magnoliopsida, Fagales, Fagaceae. Gene Ontology annotation, molecular function: phosphoglycerate transmembrane transporter activity; triose-phosphate transmembrane transporter activity; antiporter activity. Gene Ontology annotation, biological process: transmembrane transport. Gene Ontology annotation, cellular component: membrane; Golgi apparatus. The transcript is spliced from 5 exons. Bases 594 to 1772 code for a protein of 392 amino acids.
AUGAAUAUUUGGUAACAAAAACACACAGACUGGACUGAGAUUUCAGAGAAGCAACCCAUUGUAGAUUUCACUACCAAGCAUCCCAACUCUCAAAGUUCAAACCCUUUUUUGACCUCCUCAUCAAAAUUCACCUACCCUCCUCAUCCAAAACCAAACAAAUCCUCUCUCUCUCUCUUUCUUUUAUACUCAUUACUGUGUCAAAGUUAUUUAUAGAUCACACCCGUAAUUCACUCCUACUGUCUGCCUAUAAUAUUUUAUAGAUCAUCAUAACCCAAAUAUCAUUUUUUUUUUCCUGUUUUAAGCCUUGAUCAUAUUCAUAAGUUGGAAAAAAAAAAAAUAUAUAUAUAUAUAUAUAAAUACCUAUAAGAUCGUUGCUUUUUUUCUUUUCUUUUUUAGGUCAAAGGCUUUUUGGAAAAAGGUUUUUCAAAAGCAAAGCAAAGCAAAGCCGUGAAGGUUUUGGCUUUUACUGCUUCUUUGAAGUUUGAUCUCCGUGAACAACUAAAACUAUAUAUAUAUUUCUGUGAUCGUGUUUUUGUGAAAGACCCAUAAAACCCACUUGGAAUUUUUCUCUCAAAGUUCGAAUCUUUUACGCCAUGAUUUGUGCUGUGAAGCAAUCCGUGUCCCCAACGAUUAAUGGGUCCGAUUUGUUUCUCCGAAAAAAGCCGUAUCCGGCACGGCCGGUUCUGCAACUCGUACCGGCGUUGAGAAAACCGGAGCGACUCGGCUUGGUAACGUUGUCGAGGCCUUUGCAUGUGAAUUCAGUUGAGAAACUGAGUUUUGGGUCGGUGAGAUAUCGGGAGGAUCGGAUCAAAUGCGAGGCGUAUGAGGCUGCGGAUCAGUCUAAACCGGUCGAACCGGCCGAGACGAAAUCGGAGGCGGCGCGGAAGUUGAAGAUCGGAAUUUACUUCGCUACUUGGUGGGCUCUGAAUGUGGUGUUCAAUAUCUACAACAAGAAGGUGUUGAAUGCUUUCCCUUACCCAUGGCUGACCUCAACUCUCUCGCUUGCAUGUGGGUCUCUCAUGAUGUUAAUCUCUUGGGUCACAAGGAUCGCUGAGACUCCCAAGACUGACUUUGAGUUUUGGAAGACUUUGUUCCCGGUUGCUGUGGCACAUACGAUUGGGCAUGUUGCGGCAACUGUGAGUAUGUCAAAGGUUGCAGUUUCAUUCACCCACAUCAUCAAGAGUGGUGAGCCUGCUUUCAGUGUAUUGGUUUCAAGGUUCCUGUUGGGUGAGAGCUUCCCUGUGCCAGUAUACCUGUCCCUUAUCCCAAUUAUUGGUGGUUGCGCACUUUCUGCUGCAACUGAGCUCAACUUCAACAUGACUGGUUUUAUGGGUGCCAUGAUAUCAAACUUGGCAUUUGUCUUCAGGAACAUCUUCUCAAAGAAGGGCAUGAAGGGGAAGUCUGUUAGUGGGAUGAACUAUUAUGCAUGUCUGUCUAUGAUGUCCCUUUUGAUUCUCACACCGUUUGCUAUUGCUGUAGAGGGACCACAAAUGUGGGCAGCUGGUUGGCAAACAGCCAUCUCUCAAAUUGGACCCCAUUUCAUAUGGUGGGUGGCGGCCCAGAGUGUGUUCUAUCAUCUCUACAACCAGGUGUCAUACAUGUCCCUGGACCAGAUCUCUCCCUUGACAUUUAGCAUUGGUAACACCAUGAAACGAAUAUCCGUCAUAGUCUCAUCAAUCAUUAUAUUCAAAACGCCAGUCCAGCCCAUCAAUGCUCUUGGAGCUGCCAUAGCUAUCCUUGGAACCUUCUUGUAUUCCCAGGCUAAGCAAUGAAAAGCUUGGGGUUCUGCAAUUUAGAUUCGUUGCUUAGAGCAUAAGAAGGCGGAAGAGUGUGGCGUCAGGAUCAGCUCCACCAGAGGCGUUGUUAAGAAUUUGCUUUUCAGAGUCCGGACUACUGGAUUUUAUUCCGAUGAACCAGCAGUUUUAUCUUUUUGUAGAUAAUAAUAAAUAUUAUCUAGUUAUCAACAUUACUGGUAUACGGGUUUACUGAGUGGCUUUUUAUUUAUUUUUUUAUCCCCUAGUGCGGUUGGAAGGAAAAAUGUUUUAAUAAACAAGGAUAAUGUCUUAAACCUUGUCUGUUUUGAUAAACAUAAAAUUGCAAAAUAUGUUCUUUGAUUUA